Messenger RNA from Coniosporium apollinis CBS 100218, 942 nucleotides. RefSeq lists its product as uncharacterized. The record is from RefSeq and is a predicted model, not a curated record. Bases 1 to 942 code for a protein of 313 amino acids. The transcript is spliced from 4 exons. Lineage: Eukaryota; Fungi; Ascomycota; Dothideomycetes. Gene Ontology annotation, biological process: regulation of DNA-templated transcription. Gene Ontology annotation, molecular function: histone acetyltransferase activity.
AUGAGCCCUCUUAUACUCGAUGACGCCCUGCACAAUGGCUGCCCGGCCUCACAAAAACCCUCCAAUCCGACGAUGGAGAACAAUGUGCAAAACGUCGUUCUCGGCGACCUUCUCAUCCAGCCCUGGUAUACCUCGUUCUACCCCGAAGAGUUGGUUGGGCGGCAGGUCGACAGGCUCUUCGUAUGUCAGUGGUGCUUCAAGUACUCGAAGGAGCUGAUGCCGUUUUUGGGGCAUGUUAAAAGCUGUUCGCACAAAGACGCCGCGCCGCCCGGCGCCCUAAUCUACGCCAAAGACGACUACACCAUUCACGAAGUUGACGGCGAGGAGCACAAGCUCUACUCCCAAAACCUCUCCCUCUUCGCCAAGCUCUUCCUCGACACCAAGUCCGUCUUCUACGAUACCUCGACCUUCCUCUACUACCUCCUUUCUACUACCGACCCCACCAGCGGGACGCGUCAAGUCGUCGGCUUCUUCAGCAAGGAGAAAAUGAGCUGGGACAACAACAACCUGGCGUGCAUACUCGUGUUUCCGCCGUGGCAGCGGCAGGGGCUGGGAAGGCUGCUCAUGGGGGUCAGCUAUGAGCUUAGUCGACGGGAGGGGCGGUUGGGGGGGCCGGAAAAGCCGCUUUCGGAGCUCGGCCGCCGCGGCUAUCUCUCCUUCUGGUCCGGGAUCGUGGCGCGCUACUUCAUCGCGCAUCCGGCGAAGAAGUCGGUCACGGUGCGCGAGAUCAGUGAUGCUACGUGUGUCCUGCCGGAAGACAUUAUCGCAACGCUGAAGGAGAUGGAUGUGCUUGAGCAUAGAGGGAAGGGCGGUGGGCAUGCUGUGAUUAACAAGGCGAGGGUCAAGGCGUGGGCUGCAAUGCACAAGGCGAGCUUAGUGCCGCCGGUGGAUGUUGAUGCGUUUGUGGAAGAGGCUUAUGAGGACGGGGUGGAAGACGAAUAG